AUGAACCUAAGACAAGUCUUUGUGUCUGUGCUGAUGUUUGGAGUAGCUGGUCUGCUCCUCUUCAUGUAUCUCCACGCUUGGAUGGAAGAACAGCAUACAG
This is a messenger RNA of Merops nubicus (carmine bee-eater), 100 nucleotides long. Its product is annotated as carbohydrate sulfotransferase 9-like. The transcript has a single exon. The record is from RefSeq and is a predicted model, not a curated record. Lineage: Eukaryota; Metazoa; Chordata; Aves; Coraciiformes; Meropidae. The annotation marks the transcript as partial.